UUGCUUUUAGCAUUGUGUUUUCAGUUGCUCUGGUAACGGCUCUUGUAGGUGUGCAGUCACACUUUCAGCUAGCAAUAUUUUCAUUUUGUUUUAACUCUCUUAUUGUUUAGCUUACUAUUUGGUUGUAGUUUAGCACUCACUACGUUUUAAACUUUAAAUAGUCUACACCAUUGUGAAAACUCACAAUUCGGCCUACUUUAGCUACUCUUUACUUGUCGAUGUUCGCAUGAUGGAUUGGCAUCAUGUUUAACUUUACAGUCCUAAUUAGUUACAUUGCCUAGGCACCUUUAAUAAACCCUUUCAUUCGAGUAUGCUAUAUUUGUAAAUAUAAUCUGCUUAUUGAAGAUGAAUAGGACUCCAGAGAUCAAGCAUCACCAAACAUCUCCAGCUGGGGAAACUACAUCAGAGACUAAUGUCAUUCUUGUCCCACAGCUGGAAACAGUUUUCAGCCGAGCAGCUAGGAUCAUCCAGCGAGCAUGGAGGACACAUGUUGAUACUGCUGUUUUCAAGCACCUCAAGAAACUAGUAAACUUCCAUAAUCAAGGGGAUCCACGUCUCCUCCUUAGAUUUAUUAACCCUGCAGAGGCCAAUAUUCUGGAUGCUGCUUCAGGGGCCCUUAUUCGAUUCAGACUGGGUGGGCCAACCUAUCCUCCAAACAUCUACUUUAAAGUAUACACUCGUGCACCCAUAGUGGACAUGGGUGCUUGCAGUCCUAAAGAUUACACGCAGCAAAAGAAACCAGCUCCAAGCCAGAUCCACAAUGGCCGACGGACCAUCUGUGAUGAGGAUGAUCACUCUGGGUGGUACCAGCGGGUGGAGAACAAUGGCUGGAGGACUUUGUCUGGCAAGAUAUCCAUGUUUGAAGACCCAGUGACUCAAGAUACCAAUGACAAGAAGAUUGAAUUCCAACACUGCAAAAUCCGUCGGCGACAAGAUGUUGAGAGAAAAAAAAAGAUUCGAAAAAUUGAAUGGAUGAGGAAAAUGUAUGCUGAGGGUCUCCUGCAUGCUCGUACAGAACACAGCGAAACAGCUCUGCUGGUGCACAAAUCCACACAAAGAACGAUGGAUUCACUCCAACAAUUUGGACCAGAUUCAGUUUUAGAGCAGGAAGUGGAUGAACUGCUCGCAUGGACCGAUGCUCUUGAUUUUGAUAAGUAUAUCAAUGAAUGGAUGAAUUUGGGCACCAGCAAAUGCUGCAUAGUUAAAGACGAGUGACCAAAGGGACUUUGCUCGUGUCCCUGUGCAUGAUAUUUGUAAGAUUCCUCCGAUCAGUCAGGAUGACCGUCUAGUGGAGGAACAACAUCUGGAUCACAUCUGAGAAUGCAAUGCAUCAUGCAACUCUUGUAAUAUUUAAAUUUGCUUUAUUAAUUUGAACAAAUAAAACAGGCAUGAACACUUA
Messenger RNA from Pimephales promelas (fathead minnow), 1399 nucleotides. Lineage: Eukaryota; Metazoa; Chordata; Actinopteri; Cypriniformes; Leuciscidae. The record is from RefSeq and is a predicted model, not a curated record.